UUCUGUAUAUGGUGGAACUUUGACGGAUCUUAUUUUUAACAAAUAAGGUGCAUUCUUUUACGUGAUAAUUUUCAUGAUUACAUGUUAUUUCAAAACAGCGGAUUGGUCACCCAUAUAUUGGCUAUUCAUAUUUCUUUAGCGAUUAAGAUUGCACGAUAAGCAUAAAUACUUCAAUAGACAAGGUUUAUCUUACGAACUGUACUGAUAAUUUAUUCAAUGGGAAGUUUAUUACAAUAUUUUCCUUCAAGUAAAUAUAUGCAGAGACAAAAAAGACUAUAUAAUCAUCCAAUUCCAGUGAUUUAAAGGUAUUUCCAAGAUAUACCAAGGAUUAAUUUAAAAUUAAUGAAGAAAAAUUGUGGGACUAACUAAAUCAAGUUUGAAAAUUUCUGAAACUUUAAAUAUCAUGGUGACAGUAACCUCUUUAUUUUAGCAUCAUAACAAGAUGAUACUAAUGUUUACUUGAUGAUUGUGAGUAGAGAUAAAGUCAAUAAAAAAUGCCACAUCCGUGUGUUGUGUGUGGACGUUCGCGUAUGAAUCCAAAUAAUAAGGAGGAAGAAUAUAUGUUUUUUGGUUUUCCUGUUAAUGAUGAGGAACGAUGCAGGAAAUGGUUGGAAUUUUGUUGUCGUGAAGAUUUAUAUAAACUUACAAAGAAGCAACUUCUGCAAAGAAUGGUAUGCUCUAAACACUUUGAACAGAAAGAUUUUCUAAACGAAUAUUAUGAUAAAUUAAAUAGUACAGCAGUACCAUCAAUCUACGAUCCAAAACAAAGUUUAUAUAACAUUACAUGUGUAUUAUGUGGUCGAUAUCGUCGGGAUCCACCCGAUUUAAAUUAUGACGGAGCUACUUUCCAUCAUUUCCCAGGAGAAGAAUUUCGAUGCUUGAAAUGGCUUGAUUUUGUUGGUGUAGAUUCUUAUUAUAGAUUAACGAGAAAAGAAAUAUUAUUUUGUUAUAUAUGUUCGAAACAUUUUGAUCGUUCACAGUUUAUGCAAAGUUAUAAAAGUAGAUUAGUGGACAAUGCUGUUCCCAAUAUUCGUAAUCCUGAUGAUGCAGAUUCAUCGGAAGAAUAUAUUUUGGGAUUAGAUACAGAAACAAAAAUGUAUAAUACGAUAGAGAAAGCAAAGAAAUUAGACCCACUUCCAUCUGCUGUUUUAGAAAGUCAAGCUUGUGCCGCAUGUGGUAGAUCUAGAUCUGAUCCAAGAAAUAAAACUGAAAGGUAUAAAUUUCAUCCAUUUCCUGCUUAUGAAAUAGGAAGAUGUUUAAGAUGGUGCCAAUUUCUGGGUAGAGAGGAUUUAUUAAAAAUGUCUCCCAAUCAAAUAAGGAAAUUAGUAUUAUGUUCGAAGCAUUUUCAAACAGGUCAAAGUUUUCAUAAGAUAGGUCCUUGUGAUGCAGUUCCAACAAUAAAGGAUGUUUCUUUAACAAAUUCUAUAAAUUCUAAUGAAAAUGCGCAUGACGAAGAGAUGAUUGAAGAAACAAAUGAGAACUCUACUACAUAUAUUACAACUACUAAAGGAAUAAGAAAAUCAGGGUCUUCGACGCCUCUAGUAUCUAGUAAAAAACCAAAGGUAGAUAAUAAGCCUACACCAUUAGCAAAAAAGCGUGGCAAGUGUAGAAGGCCAACUGUAAUUAACAUUCCAAAGCCUGAUCCUAAUAAUAUUGAAAAUCUGAUGGUAAAAAAAUUACCUUUGCCUCCUACUUCAAAUUGGAAAUUUCAAUAUACAGAUCAAUAUCAGCCAAUAACAAUAGCAAAUAAUAUUGCAUCUAAUAUCACUAAUACUAUUCCUGGUAGUAUAAAGAAAGUUAUUUUACCUUUUACCGGUGAUCUAUCUAGUUUGGGUAAUCCGAUACCAGUGCAUAGUUUAUCAAGCAUUCCUCCUGGUUUAUUAAUCAAAAUAAAUCUUCCUGAGCAAGAGAAACAAAAACCUGUAAAAACUGGUAGAAGGCAGAGUAAGAAAAAUUUACAAACGAAAUUGAAGAAUGAUCAAGUAAUCGCUAGUAUACCAAUAAUUAAAGAAGAAGAACAAACUUCAGAUAAAAAUCUUAUUGAAUUACUAUCAGAUUCUCCAGAACCUAUAGCAAGUACAUAUAAGACAAUAGAAUUAGAAGAACACGAAGAAGAUCAAGAACAAGACCAACAACAAGAUCAAGAUGAUCAGGAUCAGAAGCAUGGAGAAAUUAUGCUACCGCAUGAUUUUGAAGUUUUAGAAGAUGAUGAAGAUGCCAUAAAUAUUAAGGAAAAUGAAUAUUUUGAAGAUUUUGAGGAGGUGGAAGCUUUACCUGUGAAACCACAGAAGAGAAAUCGUAAUCGAAGAAAAAAAUUAACAAUGCGAAGAACUAUUUUUCCUAUACGAAGUGAAGUUAAAUAUUUUCUUCGUAAAGUUGCUCCACACAUGCAUAAACUUCCUACGAAAGCAAGAGCACAGAUAAAACUUUCUAUUGUUAAUAUGGUGAUUGAUCACUUGUAAACCUUAUAAUUCAUAAUACUAUUUUUCAAAAAAGAAUUGUACAUGAUAUAUAUGAAGUUUAAGAUCUUUUUUGUAUAAGAAAAAAAAUUAUUAUACUUAUAAAGAAUAGGCAGAUAUUUACAAUUAUUGAAACAUUGACAACUAUGUCAAUAUAAUUUAUGAAAUCUUAUUUUUAUGUAUUUGUAAAGACUUAGUAACAAAUGUUACAAUAAGUACUAAUGGUUAAAAUAUUUAGAAGAUUUAGGUAGAGUACAAAAUUUUUAUCAUUAAGCACUAUGUUACUUUUCUAUAAAAGGACAAAGCAAUUAAUUUGUUUUUAAAUUUCCUGCCAUUGAAAUCAUAUGUUAUGGCCCUCAUAAAAUUUAUAGUUACAGAAUGUAAAGCGCAGAAACUACAUUUAAUUUAAAAUUGCAAUUGUAUCAUACAUGUUUGUAUACAUAUAUACAUAUAUACAUAUAUAUAUAUAUAUAUAUAUAUAUAUAUAUAUAUAUGUGUAAGUUUUUUAAUUAACAGUGAUUGAAAUCUAUUGUGUUACUUUUUAACAUAUGUACAUUUAUAAGAUUUAUUGUAACAUAAUCUAAAACAAAAUAUAAGAUGGAAAUCAUUUAUGUAAAAAUAAUUCUCAGUUAUAAAUUGCAAUAUUAUUAAAAUUUAGUUUUCUUAUGGGACAAAAUUUGUAAUAAUCAACAUGUUAAGUAAACGUGUUCAUUAUGUUAUACGAGACAAUUAUUUUUAUCUUAACAAAAUCAUAUAUCGUUUUUAUUUUAUAACCUAUAUAAAAUUUUGAAAGUGAAUGUUCAAGUUAAUAAAGAAAAAUAAAAUAAAAUAUCAUAGAGGAUAUUAUAAACAAAACUCAUUAUUAGUCUUUAUUGAUUAUGCAUUUUUUUAUAAUUAAUAAGGAUGAUAACCGAUAGUAAGAAUAUAAUUUUCUGCCCAAUCGCUAUAACAUCCUUUUAUUUUACCAAAAUGUGUUUCUGGCUCAUUAGUCAUUUUUACUGGUAUUAAGCAAGAAUCUCUUCCCCAUUUGAAGUCUUUUUGCUUAAUUACUCUACCUUUAUGGGGAAGCAUGUCAGUUAAAGUUGAUAAUUCUGUAGAUUGAGUAUUUAAUCCUGCUGUAUAUAGAUAACUUAAGUUGGGACGUAAUUGCCUAAAGAAAAAAAAAGAUAAUUUAUAAUUUACAUUUUGAAGUCCUUUUAAAUGAGAGAAAAAAUAUUGCUAAUUCUAACUUUGGUGAUAUAAGAUCUAAUGAUAUAGGUAUCCAUUUUUUUUCUAUAUUAGAUGCAUUAAUUUCAUCAAAUUUACAUUGAGUACAAUAAAACAUUGGUUUGUCAAAUUCUUGGUUACGUUGUAUAUUAUCUUUAAUCCAAAAAACUGGAGUCGAAACAGUAGGAUCUAAUAUAUUGUAGAAUAUUUAAUGUAAAACAUAAAUUCAUUUAUUUUUUUUUAAUAUUAAAAGAAAGUAGCUUACCUAUCUUGAAUUUAGGUAUCAUAGGAUUUGUUGUUCCAAUAUUAUACGGUUUAAAAUUUUUAACAAUUUCUUCAUACUUAGUGCAGUUGCAUACUAUACCAAGAGGUUGUUUUAAUGAAGCUUCAUGUAGAGUCAUUUUGUGUGUGUGUGGAAGAUGAGAUAUAAAAUUGCGACAAAAAAAGAAAAAAAAAAUGUAAAAUCAAGUUAUACGAGAGAAAAAUUAUUAUUUUAUCGCUUCUGUAAUUAGAAAUGUAUAUAUAAGCAUAUUAUACAAUAAUUUUAUGAAAUAGUUAAGAAAGGUUUAAUUGAUUAUAGUCUUAAUUAGUUUUUACUUUACAAUGUUAAUAUAAAUACAAUAUUUACAUAUAACCAGAAAGUGUUAUAAUUUCAAAUGAAAUUUCAUUCUGUGAUAGUCAUCUGGUUACAUCAUGUUAUAGUAAAUGCUAUAUUAAAUACUAUAUUCGUGAUUAAUUUCAUUAGUGAAUCAUUCUAUAUUACUUGCUUGUAUAAUUAUCACUACACUAUUAUGACUAUUGUUUACAUAAAUACUAAUUUCAACAUAUUGUUCCAGCUUAUUUUAUGAAGUCUGUUAUUAAUUAUAAAGAAUAUACUAGCGCAAUAUUUUUCUAUUAUACAUUAUGAAAAUAAAUUAGUAUAAGUGAUUUCAAAGCUAGC
Messenger RNA from Vespa velutina, 4605 nucleotides. RefSeq lists its product as uncharacterized. The record is from RefSeq and is a predicted model, not a curated record. The coding region runs from base 495 to 2462 and encodes 655 amino acids. Gene Ontology annotation, molecular function: sequence-specific DNA binding. NCBI's taxonomy places the organism in Eukaryota, Metazoa, Arthropoda, Insecta, Hymenoptera, Vespidae. The transcript is spliced from 2 exons.